GGCAUCGCUUCCAGGAGAUAGAAGGGGAAAAGAUGGGCAGAAGGCAUUUUCCCAGGUGUAACUCAACCGCUCCUCGGCUAUUGUUUGCCUCCCUGGGAAUCUGUGCAAAUUGAGCGAGGAGCCAUGCAAGCUGCUCAGAGCGCGCCCAUUUUCCUUCCCUUCUUUCCUAACAAAAGAUCCCUCCAAAGCCCGGCGUCGGAGGCUGGACAUCUGUCGCCAUUUGGGGGGGCCGGCGUGGUCAUUGAAAAGAAGCAGUGACCUGUCAGCUUUGAUUGAUGGCCACAAACCUCCGGGCUCGACCCCUCGUGUGGGAAAAGAAGUCCCGCCAAGGCAAGUCCCCUUUCACAUGCUAAUUCUGGGUUAUAAAUACAGCAGAGGAGCCGCACGGCAGCAAAGAGCCCAUCGGGAAAGGGAGAGACCCACCGCCCAAGUGCCUCCUUCCCAUCCCGUCCUCCCGGCGUGGCCAGGCUGGAUUAGAAUGACCGCCACCACCACCGCCGGUGGCACCCACAAGCUCGCCAGCACCAAGGAGGAGAGGAAGUUAAGGAAACCCCUCAUUGAGCGGAAGCGAAGGGAAAGGAUUAAUAACUGCUUGGACCAGCUGAAGGAGACGGUGGUGGGUGCUUUUCACCUGGAUCAGUCUAAACUGGAAAAAGCAGACAUCCUGGAGAUGACAGUGAAGCACCUGCAGAACAUCCAGAGCAGCAAGCUGAUGGCUGACUCCAAAGUGGGCCUGGAAGCGCAGCAGAGGUACAGCACCGGGUACAUCCAGUGCAUGCACGAGGUGCACAACCUCCUCCUCACCUGCGAGUGGGUGGACAAGACCCUCGGGGCACGGCUGCUAAACCACCUGCUGAAAUCCUUGCCCAGGUCUGGUGAAGACACCUGCAAAGCAACACUCAGGUCCUCCAGCCCUUCUCAGCAGCCUGUCUUGACACCAAAAAGCCCCCUGAGCCCUAAAGGGAGCACUCGGGGCACAACCCCAUCACAGGAGCGCUUCUACCCUGCCGAGAACAAGCAGGCUUCGAAAAACUCCUUCCAGCUGCCAUCGCUGUCAGGUUUCAGCCAGGUUGAUGCUGCACCGCCCAGACAGGUCCUGCAGCCAAAUUUUUCCCAUAACAACCCUAGAAUGGGGUCAUUAGAUAUGUGGAGACCGUGGUAAAGUGUGUUUUAAAAUGCUUAUCCUAACCUUAGACACUCGCACGUAUGUAUCUUAUAGAUAUGUUUCUUUAAAACACUUGUGGAGCAAGUCUGUUCCUGUAGGUGUACUAAAGACCAGGGUACUUCAAGCCGAAGUAAACCUAUGUGUAGCCUGCAUUGUAGAAGGCUGCUAUUAUUUUUUAUUUAUUUAAUACAUCUAAAUUAUUGUAUAGAA
Falco peregrinus (peregrine falcon) is the source of this 1375-nucleotide messenger RNA. Its product is annotated as transcription cofactor HES-6-like. Gene Ontology annotation, molecular function: protein dimerization activity; RNA polymerase II cis-regulatory region sequence-specific DNA binding; DNA-binding transcription factor activity, RNA polymerase II-specific. The record is from RefSeq and is a predicted model, not a curated record. The coding region runs from base 347 to 1162 and encodes 271 amino acids. Lineage: Eukaryota; Metazoa; Chordata; Aves; Falconiformes; Falconidae. Gene Ontology annotation, biological process: regulation of neurogenesis; regulation of transcription by RNA polymerase II; anterior/posterior pattern specification. Gene Ontology annotation, cellular component: nucleus. The transcript has 4 exons.